This is a messenger RNA of Sclerotinia sclerotiorum 1980 UF-70, 171 nucleotides long. RefSeq lists its product with no specific name. The record is from RefSeq and is a predicted model, not a curated record. The transcript has a single exon. NCBI's taxonomy places the organism in Eukaryota, Fungi, Ascomycota, Leotiomycetes, Helotiales, Sclerotiniaceae. Bases 1 to 171 code for a protein of 56 amino acids.
AUGGCAAUGGCAGAAUAUGAGCGUGAAUUACUUCUUGUGAGCAAGACGCGAUUGAGAUCUUUGGCCGAUAAAAAAGUGAGAAAUGUCGUGGACAUAUUUUUCAGUGUCACGGAUUCGUAUGGAUAUAUCUAUCUUGCUAUAGCUAGAGGUAUUACCACUAGAUUGGCAUAG